CUCCACUCGUUCUUAUCCUUAUAAUACCCACACGGGCACCCUCUAGGAACAGAUCGGAUAAGCCACCUCCUACCACUUCGAACAAAACCGGCUCGAAAGCUGCAAUUCGAGGUGAACAAGAUGUCAUCGACCACCGCAGGAUUCAGUACGGUCAACCGGUUUGCCGUCUUGGAGGACCACCAACCAAAGUCCUCAAAGUCGAAGAAGCAGACGGGGAGUGAUGGAGAUAGCAGUAUAAAGCAGGGGCAGGGCAAGGAGAAUGGGAAAGUCGACGGUGGAUUGAAAUCGAAUGGGGUCAAUGUCGACGGGAAUGCGAAAGUCAACGGGACGAGUAACGGGAAUGGGACGAGCAACGGGAAUGGGAAUGGGAAAAAGCAGGAUCACGCAUCACAACGAUCCACCAAUACUCAGAUCAAUUCGCAAACUCGAUCAAUCAACGGCAAGACCCCCCACUCAACCUCAACCACUCAGUCGAAAUCCCCCGUACCGACCGCUUACCUAAAAACACCGGCAAAGAAGAGUUCAAACUCGAACUCGAACUCGAAAAAUAACAAUCAUCUCAUGUCGAGCCAUCACACCGUCUUCGAAACCUCUGACCUCAUCUCCGACCAAGACCAAGAUCAAGCUCAGAUGAAAGUGAACGGCGUCACACAACAGAUGAAACAUCUCACCAAAGACCUCUCCAAGAAGGACCCCGAGGUGAAAGAGGUGAAAGAGCGGGUCGGACAGAAGAAGAAGAAGAAGACGGAUUGGGAGGUCCCGAGGAAGACGCUUCACGGGAGCAUAGGCUUCCUAGUCCUCUACCUCCGCUCCCAAACCCCUCUCACCCUCCGCCCCCUGCUCAUCACCCUCACAACAGCCCUGAUCAUCAUAACCUCUACCGACGUACUCCGGUUCAACUCUCCUUCCUUCAACAAACUUUAUAUCAAAGUCUGCGGGCCGUUGAUGAGGAAAGAGGAAGUCAAAGGGUGGAACGGCGUGAUUUGGUAUUUGAUUGGGGUGGUCGUUACGUUGGGGGUUUAUCCGAGGGAUGUGGCUGUUGUUAGCAUCUUGACCCUCUCAUGGUCAGACACCGCAGCAUCAACCAUCGGCCGUCUCCUCGGCUCCCACACUCCUCCCCUUCCCGCCUACCUCCCGUUCACGAACAUCCCCUUCGCCCCUCGGAAAUCCCUAGCCGGGUUCCUAGCCGCGGCGUUUACCGGCUUCCUCAUCGGCUUAUCUUACUGGGCGGGUGGGAAGAGGGCGGAUGGGGGAUGGGGAGAAUUGUGGGGAGGGAAUGUGGAUCUGACGAGUUGGUCUGGAGAGAAGCUGGGCGGAUGGGCGUUCUUGAAAGAAGGUUGGGGCAGGUGGGCGACGGCGGGAGUUUUGGGUAUUGCAGGGGCCGUGGUCGAGGCGUUAGACCUGGGGUACGACGACAACCUCACCCUCCCGAUCUUGACCGGCGCUAUCGUCUGGGUCUGGUUGACCGUCGUCUCCGCCAUGACCAGCUAGACGGGAAGACGAAAAGAUCGGAUGUGGGUGUAUUAUUUCAACAAUCUCAACGAGACGAGACGGCGCGGCGAAGCAACGCAGCAGAGCGGAAUGGGUCGAACGGAGAGGUGACCGAUGAGCGCGACCACGGCCACGAAACGGUGUCGCUGUCGAGUGGGAAUCGAAUUUUUGUAUCAACUACAAUAGCCCGACUGUGGGACCUUUUUAGAUGAGCGGGGAUGUUAUAUAUACUAGUUGUGCGCAGUCAGGAAAUCGAGGCAUAU
Filobasidium floriforme is the source of this 1754-nucleotide messenger RNA. RefSeq lists its product as uncharacterized. Gene Ontology annotation, cellular component: endoplasmic reticulum membrane. The record is from RefSeq and is a predicted model, not a curated record. NCBI's taxonomy places the organism in Eukaryota, Fungi, Basidiomycota, Tremellomycetes, Filobasidiales, Filobasidiaceae. The transcript is spliced from 4 exons. Gene Ontology annotation, molecular function: ATP-dependent diacylglycerol kinase activity. Gene Ontology annotation, biological process: phosphatidic acid biosynthetic process. The coding region runs from base 121 to 1491 and encodes 456 amino acids.